AUGUCGGAGCAGGUGGAAAUUAAGCCUGAUGCUUUGCCAGAUUUAGAUGAUUUAUUGCAAUGUCCCGUGUGUUAUGAGAUCCCGUCGGGACAAAUUUUCCAAUGUAAUGAAGGACACCAUGUAUGUGGACGUUGCAAAAUGCGCCUGGAUGUGUGCCCAGUAUGCAGGGCCUUGUUUUUUGGUACACGUAAUUAUGCUAUGGAAGAAUUGAUUGCCAAUGUUAGAAAACUGAGGGCAUUUAAACUUGGUGGUAAAGUCACUACAGAUACUGGCUCUGGAAAUAAAGCAUCUAAAAUAAACGCAAAUGAAGUACCUGAAACUGAAAGCGUAGUUGAUGAUGCAAGCGAGCCGUCUAGUCAUUCUACGUUGAGACCACCACAAGCUUGUAAAGGUCUUUUCCGUUGUCUCUCAUGCAAGAGUUCAAAAGGAAUAAGAUUCCCUGCAGCUCGUUUGCUCAAUCAUCUGCGUUAUUACCACUCUCCUGAACUUAUUGAGGGCAAAUCUGAAAAUGGUGAAUACGUGCAAGCCUGGCAAUUUUCUACAGUCCCUGGAAGAAUUGUUACUGCAGUUCGAGUAGCAGACAUGGGAAUCUUCUUUUUGAUAAUUGAUAUUGGCACUGAUACUUUUAGUGCGUGGCUGUCCAUGGCUGCAUCUCCUUGGGUAGCCCAUGAAUUUUCCUAUACUAUAACUAUUUCUGGAAAUGACAGAGAGGCAAUUUUCUCUGAUUGUGUAUGGUCAGUCAGAUCGUGUGAAGGCUCUCUGAAGAAACGUGGACAUUGCCUCACAGUAAAUGGGCUCGACGCUAGAGCAUUGGUAGCACCUCCUUCAAUUUGUGGUAAACUGUCUGUGCGUCGUACGCCACCUGACCAACUAACGACCCAAACUCAACCACGCGCUGUUCUGCGAGUAGCCAACAGAGUAAACAAUCGUGAAAAUACACACACACAUGCUCAUGAUCUGGAGCCUUUCUUACAAGACUUACAAAAUGACGUAGCUAGGCUCUCCCGAGCAUUUGCAACGCUCGGACGUGAAGCUAACGCUCUGGUACGUUCUGAAGCAGAAAUGCGAGCUAGAAUCGAAAAUAGACACUCUGGUACAAACGAACGCGCUAGCUCAUCUGAGAGGGAAAAUCCUGUAGAAAAUAAUCAGGCUGACAACAGUACCGAACGUGCUCCGCUCUCACGUAACGCGCGUAGGCGUAUGCGGCAGCGAUUGAGAGCCGCUCUAAACGCCCCGCAGCCUCCGGUGCCCGCACCUCGAGCUGUCAAUGGUAGCCUAUCGCCAGCCGACUGGCAAAAUGGUCCUACCCAUAAUGCUAACGUGCAACGUCACGUUGUGCCCGGUUUGGGUGCUAUGCAACAGCCACCAGUGCCGCCACCAGCAGCACCGACCACCGGGGCGCUGCCUCCACCUGUAGCCCCGCAGUCGUCUAGUGGAACACCCACUCAAUCUCAAAACGGAAACGUGCGCGCCAACAAAAAAAAACGACGUCAUCGUAGAUAA
Molecule: messenger RNA, 1503 nt
Organism: Spodoptera littoralis (African cotton leafworm)
Lineage: Eukaryota; Metazoa; Arthropoda; Insecta; Lepidoptera; Noctuidae
Source: the annotation of a GenBank genome assembly